CCCCGCCCCCCGGGCUCCUCCGUGCCAGUUUGAGGAGUCCGGAGCCGAACAAAAGCAGGCGGCGAGGGCCGGGAGCGGUGCGCGCAGGCCCGGCGGAGGGGGGGGCCCCGCUGCUCGGCCGCGGAGCGGUGCGGGCCGCCAGCCAGCUCCGAGCCCGGCCAGAGGGUGGGGGAAAGUUUGGAGCCCUCCCCCGGAGCGCGGGGGCUCCGCCGCGCUCCGGCCCCGGCAGCCCCGGCGCUGCCAUCGCGGGCGGCCGCCCCGCUCCGCCCCGCCGCGGCCGUUGCUGCCGCCGCCGCCGCCUCCCCGGGCGCAGCCCCUGCCCCGCCGGCCCGCCCGCUGCCUCCCCGGGCGCGGGGCUGAGCUGCCCUGCUUUUGGAGUCGCCGCCGUUUCCCCUCCCUUCCCCGGAACCCCCCCCCCUCUCCCUCCCUCCCUCCCUCCCUCCUCCUCCUCCUCCUCCCUCCUUCCCUCCCUCCCUCCUCCCUCCUCCUCCAGCAGCCAAAGGGAUUUUUUUCCCUCUUUCUUUUCUCUCUCUCUUUUUUUUUUUUUAACAUUUUUCCUUCCUCCUCCUCCUCUUCCUCUCCGCCGCGGAGCCGGGCGCCAGCGUGAAGGAUAAAUAAAAAGCGAAGAGGAAGAGGCUGGGGAGGAGGAGGAGGAGGAGGAGGAGAGGGGGGAGGAAAGAAGAAGAAGAAAGCGAGCAAGAAAAGAAAGCGAGGAGCCAGGCGGCCAGCCCAGCCGCGCCGCUCCCGGCAGCCAGGGCAGGAGGAGGCGGCGGCGGCGGAGCGGGGGCCGGGGGCCGGCGAUGGAUGACCAGCCGCGGCUGAUGCACACGCACAGCGGGGUGGGGAUGCCGGGGCACCCGGGCCUGUCCCAGCACAUGCAGGAUGGACCAGGCGGGGCGGAGGGGGAGGCAGGCAGGAAGCAGGACAUCGGAGACAUCUUACAGCAGAUCAUGACCAUCACGGACCAGAGUUUGGACGAAGCGCAGGCCAGGAAACACGCUUUAAACUGCCACAGGAUGAAGCCAGCCCUCUUUAAUGUCUUGUGUGAAAUCAAAGAAAAAACAGUGCUGAGCAUCCGGGGAGCGCAGGAAGAGGAGCCCACGGACCCCCAGCUGAUGCGGUUAGACAACAUGCUCCUGGCCGAGGGGGUAGCGGGCCCCGAAAAAGGAGGCGGCUCAGCCGCCGCAGCCGCCGCCGCCGCCGCAUCGGGAGGAGCCGGCUCCGACAAUUCGGUGGAGCAUUCCGACUACAGAGCCAAACUCUCCCAGAUCCGGCAGAUCUACCACACGGAGCUGGAGAAGUACGAGCAGGCAUGCAACGAAUUCACCACCCACGUGAUGAACCUGCUGCGUGAGCAGAGCCGGACCCGACCUAUCUCGCCGAAGGAGAUAGAGCGGAUGGUGAGCAUCAUCCACCGCAAGUUCAGCUCCAUCCAAAUGCAGUUGAAGCAAAGCACAUGUGAAGCCGUCAUGAUCUUGCGCUCCCGAUUUCUGGAUGCACGGCGGAAGAGACGAAACUUCAACAAGCAGGCUACGGAAAUCCUGAACGAGUAUUUCUAUUCCCAUCUCAGCAACCCUUACCCCAGUGAGGAAGCCAAAGAAGAGCUAGCCAAGAAAUGCGGCAUCACAGUCUCACAGGUAUCAAACUGGUUUGGAAAUAAGAGAAUCCGGUACAAGAAGAACAUAGGUAAAUUUCAAGAGGAAGCCAAUAUUUAUGCUGCCAAAACGGCUGUCACGGCUACCAAUGUGUCAGCCCAUGGAAGCCAGGCUAACUCACCCUCAACUCCCAAUUCAGCUGGUUCUUCCAGUUCUUUUAACAUGUCAAACUCUGGAGAUUUGUUCAUGAGCGUGCAGUCUCUCAAUGGGGAUUCUUACCAAGGGGCCCAGGUUGGAGCCAACGUGCAGUCACAGGUGGAUACCCUUCGCCAUGUUAUCAGCCAGACAGGAGGAUACAGUGACGGACUCGCAGCAAGUCAGAUGUAUAGUCCGCAGGGCAUCAGUGCUAAUGGAGGUUGGCAAGACGCUACUACCCCGUCGUCAGUGACCUCCCCCACAGAAGGCCCUGGCAGCGUUCACUCUGAUACCUCCAACUGAUCUCCCAGCAAAUUGCAUCCCUGGCUGAGCCGGCCCCGGCGGGGGCGGGAGGGGAGGGGGCCUCUCCUACCACCGCAGCAGUCAGACUGGAGGUGAACCCAAUCAGCACACACAAGAAGACUCCUUCUCUUCUAUUCUCUUCGUCGGGAUGCUUUUUUCAGCCAAUCUGGACACUUCUUUAUACUCUCUUCCCUUUCUUUUCUGGGUAGAAGCCGCUCUCCCCCCACCCCUUGCCGCCGCCACAACACCACUCCCUCCCCUUCCACCCUUUCCCACCGAAGGAUAUGUCAACAGGUAGAAGGAUUUUAAGGAGGAAAAGCAAAAAUCAACCGCCGCCACACGAAACAACCCCAAAGCAGCGUACGGCCUCGCGCUGAGCACCUUUCUGAGGAGCCGCAAAACCUCAGUCACAUCUUGCUCCUUUACUAGCAGGCAGCACCCCUCACCCCCCCCGCCCCGUCUCUCACGCUACCUCUCCGUAGGGAAACGCCACCGCAGCCCCGCUGCCGCCUCGUCUCCACCGGCCGCGGCCGCAGCCAGCGCAUCGCCUCCCCGCGCCCAGCCCUGCCUCGGUGAGCUGUCCCUUGGGCGCUGCCGGUGACGGCACGGGCGGACGCGGCCCCCCCCCUCCACCACGCACGUAGGAGAAGGAGCCGGUGUUGCUGGCCUUUGCUUCCAAAAGGUACCGGCCCGUUCCCCAGCCCCGGGGAAACCGCCGGCACUUCCCAGUCCCUGCCCUGCUCCGGCGCACAUCCUAAAGCUGGAUGAGCCAUGAAACCCCAGCCAUCCUCCUCGCCCGCUGUUGGAGGGGAGGAGAGGAGGGAAGGAAAGGAGGCAGAGGUGGGUGAGAAAUGACCAUCGCUGAUAACGAAGGCGCUGAGCACCUCCGCGGCGCUGUACGGGAUCAGGCGUUGAUGAUUGAUGGGACCCCAGCACCUAGGGAGGCCGGCGGUGGAGGGGUUUUUUUUCUGGCGAGGAGAAUGUCACGGGGUGUUGGCUCGUGUUUUCGGGAGCGUGCCGUGCUGUGGAGGAGGAGGUGGGGUUCCCCAGUGCCGGCAGGACCCACCGAGGUCGGUGGCACCUGCUGCCUUCCCAAAGCCCCGCCAGACAGGCAGCGAGGGACGGGCAGCGGGAUCCGGGAGGCUGGAUGUGGCGGGGCGAGUGCGUCGGGCGCUUUUGGUAACGGUUAAUGCCGCAGGUUUGCUGGAGGGUGAAGGCUCUACAAGACGGGUGGAUGCCCCACUUGGGGAUGUCUUUCAUCUGAAGCUGCUGGUUUUACCGUGGGAGUGGCGCCCCAAGUCGUGGGAACACUCGUGGGAUUUUCUGUCCGGUUUUCCUGGUCCGCUCUUUGGACGACUGGUGACGGGUGGUAAGCGAGGCUUCGUCCUGCUGAAGCACCCCUUCGGGCAGCCGACAACUGGGAGGACAUGGCUUUUGUUGAAAGCGGUACUUGUGGCCACCGGUUCUUCCAGCGCGUGCGAGGAGGCUGAACCAGCCCGCGGCAAGACCCUGGGUGUCGUGGGGACUGGUGUGGGUGCAGCAUGUCUGGCGCCUUGGGAUGGACCCGAAUACCUCUUGGCUGUAUCUCGUGCUCUUGCACGUCCGUGCCCGCCCUGCCCGUGGAGGUGCCAGCCAUCUCGAGAUGGGAACUGCCAGCGCAGAGCAGCGUUAAGCAGGAACCGUUUACAAUUAAAGCUCUGCCAGAAAAAUUUCCACCUUUUUGCUGGAAGAAGGAUGUGCCCACAGCUCUGACACGCUGUCACCUUGCAGUGCGGGGCCAGCAGCGUGACUCGCCUGAAGUGGAGGUGAAGCCUGCCUUUUCCUGGGGAACGAGCCCAGAAGGCUCCAAAACACCCCCCUCUGAAAUUCGUGACCUUCCCCCAAAUACCAAAAGUCCUAAUUCGGUGGAUUUUCUGUUUCCAAGCUGGUGGGAUCAGAGUAGGAUGUGAAAGGUGGGCAAGAAACAGCACAAGCUGCUCCUUCCUUAGUUCUUAGGUCUCUGGCGGCGAGACACUUUGUGCUCCUCCUUUCGCAUCCGUGCCUGGGGAUGGGGACCGUGCUGCAGAGCAUGAUGUGACGUGAGGUCUGGGGCUGCCUCCUGGCUGGGAACGUGUCAAGAGCAACGAGACGGUUGGCUCCCUACGAGACGGUUGGCUCCCUACGAGACGGUUGGCUCCCUACGAGAAGGGUGGCUCCCUACGAGAAGGGUGGCUCCCUACGAGAAGGGUGGCUCCCUACGAGAAGGUUGGCUCCCUACGAGAAGGGUGGCUCCCUACGAGAAGGUUGGCUCCCUACGAGAAGGGUGGCUCCCUACGAGAAGGUUGGCUCCCUACGAGACGGUUGGCUCCCUACGAGAAGGGUGGCUCCCUACGAGAAGGUUGGCUCCCUACGAGAAGGGUGGCUCCCUACGAGAAGGUUGGCUCCCUACGAGAAGGUUGGCUCCCUACGAGAAGGGUGGCUCCCUACGAGAAGGGUGGCUCCCUACGAGAAGGGUGGCUCCCUACGAGAAGGUUGGCUCCCUACGAGAAGGGUGGCUCCCUACGAGAAGGGUGGCUCCCUGCGAGGCCGGUUCGGAGGUGCUGCCCAUCGUCCGGAGCGUGCACCUUCCCGCUCUCCUCCUUCUCCUCCUCCCGUGGCCUCCCCCCGUGCAGCCUUUUAACCAUUUACAGCUUAUUUUCCGUGAAACCGUUCCAGCAAAGCGUUUCAGGGAUGCGGGACUGGCUCAGGUCUGUUCUCCGGAGCGGCAGCGGUGCCGUGCCUACGGGAAUGCCACGGUACCUCUUGGAAACCAACCGGGAACGAGCCGAAACCACCUGCUUACCGGUGCCGGGGCUGCCUUCCCCUGCCCUGCAGCCGCUGCCCCUCCUGCCUGCACCCCCUGCCUGCAGCUGCCUGCACCCCCUGCCCGGGCAGGGCACUCGCUCCUCCACGGUACUUUGCAAAUCACCUCCUGGGUUCCCCGGUUGGUUCCUCCGGUUCGCGUUGGCGUAGCUGCUCGCUUGCCUUUUUCUUUGAGCUUUUUUUUUGUUUUUUUGUUUUUUUUUUUUUUAAUUCUUGGGUUUUGUUUCUCCUCCCCUUACCCCCCUCCCCAACCCCCCGAGUGUUGUGGGGUUUUUUCCCCUCUUCUUUUUUUUUUUUUUUUAAAUUUUUUUUUUCUGCCCAGAAAAACCUGACUUCGAUACCAAAAAAACAAAACAAAACAAAAAAACAAAAAACAAACAAAAAAACCUGCAGAAACUCAAAAAAAAUAAAAACAAAAAAAACCACAAAAAAAACUCGACGAUUCUUUCAGCUUUAUUAACAUUUUCCAUUGUUUCUUGCGAUUUGUGUCUCGUUCUUUGUAGUAUUGAUGAUAAUGAACAUUUGAUAAUGAAUGUUCUUGUAUAUUCAGAUAAAGGAGAAAAAAAAAAAAACAAAACCAAAAACGCAGUCGGAAUUUAAUAGUGUUUAUAAUAAAAGAAUAAAAAAUGACCCUCUUAGCACGCAAAAUUGAACAGGGGGAAGGUCCCGUCCCUGUUCUUUCUGUGGCAACAAGCGCUUCAUUCCUGUAUAGUUUAUAACAUCAAACUACCUACAUUCAUCUUCUUUUUUUUUUUCUGUUUGUUUGUUUUUCCCAUGGUUUGGUUGCAUUUUUAUUUUUUUUUUUUUCCAUUUUCUCGCAUUUGUGAAUUAGUUCAAGAAUGCUAGAAAAGUGUAGAGUUGUGCACACUCAUUUCUUCUUACACAAUGUUUAAAAAAGUGACGGUAAUUCAUUUUGUAAAACUUUAAAAAGAAAAAAAAUGGUUGGAAUAGUGAGCAUUAAUAGGUACAGUCUAACACUUAUGUUUCUUAACGUUGAGACCCAGAAAUUACCUUUUUUUUUGUUUUUUUAAUUUUUUUUUUUUUGGCAUUAUUUGGGAGGGGAGGAGGGCUUUGAUGAUGAUGCUGAGUUUAUUUGGACCUUGCCGAGACGACGGCCUUGCCGCUUCCCCUGCGCUUUUGAGCUGUGACCCAAGUGAUGUGAAAAGUGAGGGUGGCUUUUUUUUUUUGGGGGGGGGGGGGGAAGGAGGGGGAUGUUUCUAUUCUCCCAGGGGGUCCCCACUCAUUUUGACACCCAGAAGAUCCUGGGGGGGCAGCUCUGGGGCUCAGUUCGACCGCAGACCUUGUCGAGGAUGGGGGUGUCACAACCCGGCCCCCAGCCGUGGUGGUGGGACAAAGUGUCCCCCAAAUACAUCCCGAAAUCUCGGUGGCUGCAGAGUGGGGUUGAGGGGAAGUGCCGAGGCAGGUGCCGGUUGGCAUCGCUUUCGUCUGCUCUUAAAAUAUUUUUCCUGCUUCACAUCCCCCCCCCCCCCCCAAAAAAAAACCCAAACCCUGAGCUUUUCACAUCACCAAACAGUUUAGGGGUUGGGGUGUUAUUUUUAAUCCCAAGGUUUCCUGGAGUCCUUUUCGCACACCUUCAUUAUUAUUAAGAUGAUGUAAAUCAGACGUUGCCGGGGGGGGGGUUGGUUUUGUCGGUUUGCUUUUUUUGUCCUUGCAAAGCCCUUUCUAUCCCUUGUAAAGAUGAUCCAGUUGUUCUGAGUUGCUUUUUCUUUUCUAUUUUUUUCCCCUCAUCUUUUUUUUUUUGUCUCUUCCUAAUGGAUUCCAAAUAUUAAAAAAGAAAAACCCUAAAAAAAAAAAAAAAGACUCUCUGUUCCGACCUGGUUUUGAAACUUUAAGCUUUUCUGCUUCUGUAAAGAAAAAAAAAAAAAAAAAGGCCUCUGUCUUUCUGAUCCCAAUUGAGACUUUUAUGUUCUAUGAC
Molecule: messenger RNA, 6870 nt
Organism: Grus americana (Whooping crane)
Lineage: Eukaryota; Metazoa; Chordata; Aves; Gruiformes; Gruidae
Gene: PBX1
Product: PBX homeobox 1
Exons: 9
Coding region: 801-2093 (430 amino acids)
Biological process (GO): eye development; animal organ morphogenesis; regulation of transcription by RNA polymerase II
Cellular component (GO): nucleus
Molecular function (GO): RNA polymerase II cis-regulatory region sequence-specific DNA binding; DNA-binding transcription factor activity, RNA polymerase II-specific
Source: RefSeq, a predicted model, not a curated record